Bombus huntii is the source of this 2779-nucleotide messenger RNA. Its product is annotated as protein yellow-like. The transcript has 6 exons. The record is from RefSeq and is a predicted model, not a curated record. Gene Ontology annotation, cellular component: extracellular region. NCBI's taxonomy places the organism in Eukaryota, Metazoa, Arthropoda, Insecta, Hymenoptera, Apidae. Bases 141 to 1388 code for a protein of 415 amino acids.
ACAGCGGGACUUGGUACACGCUCGUUCAACGGAUUUGCAGCUAGUUCGAGCUGGGUGCACGACCUCGCUGGAUGAGUCUGUUCUUUCAAUUCCUUUGGAUUUUCUUAUUUCAAGUUUGACGAUUUUUAGGCUGAACAAGAAUGCAGCUACUGAUCCUCUUAGCAGGACUCGCCUGCGCCUCAACGACCGCAGAAGUCCUCGAAACUAUAGCUCAAUGGCCGUUGCUAGACUUUGCACUUCCGUACGACCAAGAAUUUCUCAAUCAGUAUCGUCCAGAGAAUGUAGUACCUACUGGAAUAGAGAUUGCGUGGGACAAAAUCUUUAUAAGCGUCCCAAGAUUACGAGCAGGCGUCCCGGCGACCUUGAAUUACAUCCCGAGGAAUCUUCCGCUAGAAAGUAGCCCGCAACUCCAAGCUUACCCCUCUUGGGACUGGCACAGCGCUGGAAAAGGCGAUCUGAACUGCUCCAAGCUGAUCUCCGUGUACAGGACCAGGCUGGACAGAUGUAAUCGACUAUGGACCAUAGAUAGCGGCGUAAUAACGUCAAUUGAUGACUUCAGACCGGUUUGUCCUCCGAAAAUAAUGGUGUUCGAUGUGAAAACCAAUCAGCUGGUGCGACAGUUCACGUUUCCACGAGAGGUUUUAAGACCAAACACGUUGAUGACGAAUCUCAUUAUCGAUGAUACCGCGGCAACUACCUGCGACGACGUGUUCCUUUAUAUAUCUGACACUGCAGGACCUGGUCUAUUGGUAUUCGAUGGUGCCACGGACAGGAGCUGGCGUGUGGUGCACGCAACCAUGUAUCCACAUCCAGAAUUCUCGACUUACAGGAUUGGCAGCGAUACGUUCGAAUUGCUGGACGGUGUCGUUGGACUCGCAUUUUCUGCCAGACUUGGAACGGUUUACUAUCAACCUCUAGCGACCGAUCGUCUGUUCAGCGUGCCAACCACUGCACUUCAGGCGGGUCCACCAGCAUUUGGUGAACAGCUACCGGUGACCUUGGUGGGUAAAAAGUCUAGUCAAGGACUUGCUCUGGCCGUUGAUCCACGAGACGACACGAUCCUUUUCUCUCCGCUUACCGAAACAGCCAUUGCCGCCUGGCAACCACAAACUAACCAACAGAGGAUCUUAGCUUACAGUCCGGAGAAGCUGCAGUUCGUCGCUGAAAUUCGAUGGACGGAGCGCGAUAGUGGCAACUUUUGGUUAAUGACUAGCAGGUUCCAGAAGUUCUUCAGGCGAGAGGUGAAUGCACGCGAUAUCAACAUUCGAAUAAUGAGGCUAAUGCCCAUACAGCGUCCGCUGAAACAUCCGAUCCUCGAUUCUUUUACUCGGACCUACUUACUUUCCGACUUUCCAUCGCAUUUCUACAACAACACCAUAGGAUUCUAAAAGGAAGAACAAGUGUCGAAGAAUCGAUUGCGUCUUCGACGUACCUACGUACGUCUAAUAGGAAAAUUUCUUAAACUUCCCUAAUAUUAGACCUAGAAUAAUCUAGAUGUAUAUGGGUAAUCCCAUUACCUUCGAACAAGAGAAAUCGAAGAAGCUUCAUAAAUUUCUUUUAGCAAGGAAUCUCGUUAGAAAAGAGGGAAAAAUGUUUAUCGUUGACAUCUUAGCAACUGUAGAGUAGAACGGCAAUUUUGUAAAUCAUAUACUAUAAACAUGGAUAAAUAUUUAUGUUUUAUAGAUAAACAUUUGUAAAACAGAGAGUAGUGAAUGUUGUUGUUAAGCAAUUUCAGCGUAGGUGUCCAUUGAAGAGUAUCAGAAACGUAUCAGUAAUUUGUAAAACCGAGUAUUAUGUUAUAUAUAGAAACAGAAGUAUUUUAUACCGUUAUUUAUUCAUUAAAAGCUAACGCUGUUUAAUCCUACGAUCAUUCGGACGAUUAUUUACACAGUGAAUCACAUUAUGUUCUAAUACAGCAGAUAAAAUUCCAGGAGAAGUAUUUUGUUUAAGGCGUGGAAUGUUUUCUUAACUCAUACAGCUCCUUUUACAUCCCAUAUAUCCAAAUGUCACUUUUUCAAAAUGCUUGUGAAAUAUCAAGGUUUCUAUAUAGGCUGUAAAUUAUUAAAAAGUCCGUGAAUAUAAAAUUCUGUAUAAAUUAUUAAAAAUCGAUAAAUUAUUUCGAACUUGAUAAACUCAGUGCAAAUGUAUGUUUAAGUUAUAAUUAAUAAGAAAAAGAGUUAUAACAAAUAAGAGAAAGAAAAUUUUAGAAACAGGCAACGUUCAAAAAAAGAUGUCCCGACUGAAUGGGAUCUUUAGAAAUUAAGAAACAAUCGAUAGAACUACGCAACUCGCGUACAAACUCGAAAUACAAACUCGCAAUGAUUAUGUUUAUCUAUUAAAUAAAAUUCUGCAUGCGUAAACGUAAUUACACAAUUGAUAUUGUCGCAAUCGUCAUUUAUAUCGUUCGGGUCUUUCACAAAAAGCGAAAAUUCCUGCUGUUUAUGUAUACAACGUCACAGAUAAAAUUUCUAUUAAACAACUAUGGAGAUAGAGUUGCACAUACUUAUUACGUAAUUCAUGAAUUAUCUAUGUAUAACCGAAGAGAUAUGAAUUUAUUGCAACGUCCGUCACACAUCGAUUUUAAACGAGAACAGAAAAAUGUCGAAAUCCAUUACUGGGUUAUUGACAGUUCAUUGACAUUAAGAAAAUGUAAUAGAUUUGUUAUCUCGUAAUUGAACAAGGGAACAAGGAAAAUAUUAGUACAAAUAUGCCAAUAACAUAUUCGUAUUAUGUAAAUGUUGUUAAGUUCAUUCUGUUGAUAUUAAAAUACGUGACAACA